GAGUGAUGACUCUUUGAGGACAUACUGACUUUGGGAGUAGCAGCAGAAACAGCCACCAUGUCUGACGCUGCACCCGCUGAAGCCGCACCUGCUGAGGCUACUCCCCCUGCCGAGGGCGAAGCUCCACCGGCAGAGGCUGCACCUGCCAAGGGAGAGGCACCAGCUCCUGCCGAAGGAGAGGCUCCUGCAGAACCCGCGCCUGAAGAGCCCAAAGCACCCACACCCCCUCCUCCAGAUGAGCCCACCAGCGAGCCCCUGGAAGUAAUAGUGGAGGAUAAGAGUGACACUUCAGUGACCAUUACCUGGAGGCCUCCAAAGACCAUUCCACCCAACUCUGGCCUGGAUGGAUACACUGUGGAAAUCACUAAGGAGGGAACUGAAGACUGGAAAGCAGUCAACGAGGAUCUGACCAUGUCCUGUCGUUAUGUAAUCAAGAACCAGACUACCGGCGACCAUCUGCUGAUCCGGGUGGUGGCUGUGAACUCUGGUGGCCGCAGCCCCCCUGCUACUAUCGCCGAUCCUGUUCUGGUCAAGGAAGUUGGGGCUCGCCCCAAAGUCCGCCUGCCUCGUUUCCUGAGGCAGAGGUAUGUCAAGAAAGUCGGUGAGAAGAUCAACCUUGUCAUCCCCUACUCUGGCAAACCUAAGCCGGUGGUUAGCUGGUUAAAGGAUGGAGGGCCCCUUGACCCAAAGAGGGCCAACGUCCGUACAUCUGACACAGACAGCAUCCUGUUCAUCCGUCAAGCAGAGAGAGCGGACUCUGGCUCAUACGAGAUGUGCGUGAAGGUGGACGACUUUGAAGACAAAGCUGCUAUCAUCAUCCAGAUUAUUGAGCUGCCUGGGCCACCAGCCAGCGUUAAGGUUGCGGAUGUCUGGGGAUUCAACGUUGCUCUUGAGUGGACCGCACCUAAAGAUAAUGGAAACACAGAGAUCACAGGCUACACCGUCCAGAAGGCUGACAAGAAAACCGGGGACUGGUUCAACAUCCUGGAGCACUACACCAGACUAAACGCCACAAUCUCAGACCUCAUCAUGGGCAACACCUACACCUUCAGGGUCUUUGCAGAGAACAAGUGUGGACUCAGUGAGGAAUGUGCCGUGACCAAGGAAGAAGCCACCAUUGUGAAGGAGGUUAUUGACUACAAACCUACCCCGUUCGUGGAGCGUGACUUCACCGAGGCUCCCAAGUUCACCACUGUUCUGAAUGACAGGUCCACCACUGUUGGCUACAGCACCAAGCUGCUGUGCUCUGUGAGGGGAUCCCCUAAGCCUAAGAUUAUGUGGAUGAAGAACAAGAUGAUCCUCAACAACAUGGAUAACCCCAAGUACAGGAUGAUCAGCACAGGGGGCAUCUGCACCCUGGAGAUCCGUAAGCCCGGCCAAUACGACGGUGGAGAGUAUGUCUGCAGAGCUGAGAACGAACUGGGGAAGGUCGACACCGGCUGCAAGCUGGAGGUCAAAAAGCCUGUUUAUGCAGAUGCUGACAAAGAUAAGGAGGCAGAGUAAAUGCACAUGCAUACAGUCCCAAAUUAGAAGCAAGUGGAAUGAGGCCUUUACAAGAAAAGGACGGUGCUGGAUGCUGGAAAAAAUGUACAUAUAACUGGAGAGAACAUACAAUCAAAUGGUUUUACCUACAUCCGCUGUGUCCUAACCUAUCCUAUAUUUAUGAAGAUGAAACAUUUGUUGCCUUUAUUUGUAUUUUCUUCCUUAGUACUCCCUGAAAUAGUUAAUAUCCAUGUCCACAACUCAGAUGUAAACAACUGUCUGUGUCACUAUGUAGUUGUGAAUAGGUCUCCAUUAUAUAGAAUGAAUCGAUUGUUCCAGAUUGGAGAUUAAAGCUGUAAAACUUUGGAAUGUUUGUUACAAAAAGAUUUUGAUUUAUGUUUUUGUUUUGUUGAAUAAACCUAAAAUGGAAUAAACCUUCUCUAA
Coregonus clupeaformis (lake whitefish) is the source of this 1926-nucleotide messenger RNA. It is a transcript of the gene mybphb, whose product is annotated as myosin binding protein Hb. The record is from RefSeq and is a predicted model, not a curated record. The transcript is spliced from 12 exons. Bases 58 to 1503 code for a protein of 481 amino acids. Gene Ontology annotation, molecular function: protein binding. NCBI's taxonomy places the organism in Eukaryota, Metazoa, Chordata, Actinopteri, Salmoniformes, Salmonidae.